AUGUCCGCGGCUCUGGCUAGGGUGAGCACGCCCGUGAAGCAGGUCGCGGCGACCCCAACUGCCAACAGCCCAGGUACUUGGAGACAUCCGCGACUCCACGAAAUCGCCAGGCGUCGUGAUGCCUCAAACUUCUCGGAGAAAAAUGUGCGGCGAAUAAUCUAUAACAUCAUUGCCUUGCUGCUGAUGUGGUCUGUCCAUCUGCUGGCCAAGUUCAAGAUUGACGCGCAAAUGUUUCCCAAGUCGUUUCGACAAUACUUUGGCUGGGCGUGGUUCCUCAUCCAGCUGGUCCCCUUCAUCCAGAUUGGCAUGGCAUGCCUGCCGCUUGUCCGUCCCAAGGACGAGCUCUCCGAUAUCCCGUUGACGGCUGCCCAGCGGAAACUGCUGGGACUCAACCCGACGGCUAUCGCACCAACUCCCGAUGCAAAGUUCAGCACCCCGCCGCGAUAUUCACGAACGCCAUCCAUUGCGGGUUCUGUUGGCAGCAGAGCUAGCUACAACGGCUCCCCACUCGAAGGACGAGGAAGCCCUGUCCCCUUUUCUCUGUCUCAGAGCUUUGCCGGCUCCGUCUCCCAAUUCUCCCCCAACACCGUUGGAAGCCCUCUAUCGCAGAGUGUUAACGGCAUGAGCCACAGGAGAUCUUCUUUUGGAUCACCAAGCUCCUUUAGCAGCUCCUUCAAUGGCAGCAACUUUGGCGCAAGCACCUCGUCAAACAUCUUUUCUGACCCCACCUCACCAAGCCCAUCAGCAGGCAAGAGGACAAGCAUUGGGCUCAAUAAUAAGUGGCUAUACGAGAAGGGAAGAAAGUCCUCGGGGAGCACUUGGGUUUAUUGA
Trichoderma asperellum CBS 433.97 is the source of this 831-nucleotide messenger RNA. RefSeq lists its product as uncharacterized. NCBI's taxonomy places the organism in Eukaryota, Fungi, Ascomycota, Sordariomycetes, Hypocreales, Hypocreaceae. The record is from RefSeq and is a predicted model, not a curated record. Gene Ontology annotation, biological process: protein import into nucleus; spindle pole body duplication. Gene Ontology annotation, cellular component: nuclear outer membrane; nuclear pore transmembrane ring.